Messenger RNA from Pimephales promelas (fathead minnow), 4310 nucleotides. RefSeq names its product transducer of ERBB2, 2 (gene tob2). Gene Ontology annotation, biological process: regulation of gene expression. Gene Ontology annotation, cellular component: cytoplasm; nucleus. The record is from RefSeq and is a predicted model, not a curated record. Lineage: Eukaryota; Metazoa; Chordata; Actinopteri; Cypriniformes; Leuciscidae. Gene Ontology annotation, molecular function: transcription corepressor activity.
GUGAAGUUUACACGGGCGCGUGCGGGAGUGGGGAGACGUCACGCCAUGAAUAAACAUAAAAUUAAAUAAAAUCUCCACAUAAGUGCGUUUCAGUCAAACGGAACAUAACGCAGCGGUUCUCUGUGAAGGAUUUCUUCAACGCAUGAUCAUUGAUGCCCAUGUAAUGAAUAGAAAUCAUAAACGCAGGAUAGAAACACAAGCUUUGAAUCAAGGCUUUGAAGAAACUGGAUCUCGGAGAGCUGCUGCUCAGUCUUUAGACUUUAGCGCCAAUUCUGGAGUUUUAAAAAUCAACUAGUCUCUGAGAAUUACUUUUAAGCAAUUUCUAAGCAACAAUACAAAAAUCAGAGGUCCUUGCUUUUAAAUUGACAUUUAAGGCUCAGAUUAAAGACUUUCAUCUUAACAUUUGCAAGAGAUGUUAAGACUGCCGUAGGUCCCUGUGUCACCCAAGAAAUAAUCAAAUUCAUCAUGCAUCUGGAGGUGAAGGUUGCAUUGAACUUCAUCGUGUCAUAUUUGUACAACAAGCUCCCGCGCCGCAGGGCUGAUCUGUUUGGUGAGGAGUUGGAGCGUAUCCUGGUGUCCCGUUUCGAAGGUCACUGGUACCCAGAGGCUCCUUUACGUGGCUCUGCCUUCCGGUGCCUCCAUCUGGGGGCUCCCAGGGACCCUGUUGUGGAGCUGGCAGCCAGAAGAAGUGGUCUGGACACCGACGAGGUCCGAGCUAACGUUCCCCCCGAGCUCAGUAUUUGGAUCGACCCUUAUGAAGUGGCCUACCAGAUAGGGGAAAAGAGUGCAAUUAAAGUCCUCUACAUGGAGGAUCCGGCAGGUUUAGGAUGCGAGGCCGAAAGAUCUGACAUCAUGCUCAAUGGAGACCUGGAGUACGAGGAAGUCAAGAAUCUGGGCUUUAACCCAGAGGCUCAGGUGUUCGUUCCCAUCGGAGGCCAGGUGUCGCCGGUCAUGCUACCGUCGCUCUCCAGUUCGCCGACUCCAAUUUCUACCUCAUCUUGCCCAGGGUUGUUCAGUUACGCCACUCCCAGCACUCCCACCAAUCCUAGCACUCAUUCCUCCAACACAUCCACCCCGUCUCCGCCAAGCGCCAGCCUCAUCUACCCCCCGUCCAGCUCCAGGCCAACACCUCAGCCAAUCACCUUCACUACAGCCAGCUUCGCCGCCACCAAAUUUGGCUCCACGAAAAUGAAGAAGUGCGGGAACCCUGGAGUUUCCUCUAGUCCUGGUGUUGUCGUCGUAGCUCCCCAGCAGAGGAUGAUCACCCGCUCUCCCAACUCCAUCUCGCCACCAGGGCUGGCCAACCACAAACCCCUUUCCCUAUCCAUGCACUCUUUGGCUGGACCAAUCCCAAGCCAACUGUCUCCUAAUGCCAAAGAGUUUGUGUUUCCGAUUUCCCAGAGGCCCCUCUACUUCGAUGCAGAAGUUGCCCCAAUCACCCCGUUCCAGGGUCCGCACCCACACGCUUCCUUCGACCCGUUCUCCAGCCCCCCACCAGGCCAGGCUGUGGGAAUCAUUGGGGCCAACAGUGGGAUGUCCUUCAUGGAUAAGCCUCCAUUUGUGGAAGGACUCGGAUACAACCUGCAGUACUCCGGCCAGGCCUUUCAACCCGUGGUGCUGGCUAACUAAAGUCUCAGAGCUGAAGAGAUCCCAAUGCUGAAAGACUUUCCUUUUCCCCCUCCUUCAUGGAUCAUUGUUCCUUACCACCAUGACAAAUCAAGAGUGUUAUGACUACUGACUGAGUAUUGCUUGUGAUUUGUUACUUUACCAAUCAUUUGUUUCUUGUUUGAUAUAUAUUUUUUUUAAUUAUUAUUAUUAGUUGGAGUAACCAGCCUCCUGUUACACAGGUGUUAUUGCUUUUGUUGUUUUUCCAGUAAUGAGUCACUUGAUUAUGGUGUCCCAAUUGUUUGUCUACAUAAUCUGAUGAUUUAUGCUUUGAUUUUGACUUUUAAAAUUGAUUGGGGGGGGGGAUUGAUUGGAUUCUAGAUGCUAAAAAGGGAUUUCUGGCAUGGUGUUCAUGUUCAGAAAUGAUUCUCUGGAGAUAUCAGCCAUGUUACCCGUGCGGUCGCACCUCAGUGGUCAUAAUUUAGGAUUUAUGGUAAUUUUAUGACUAGUUCUCUGAACCGAUGUGGGUCUUGUGUUCAUGACUUGCACAUUCUCUAUAUUGGUUUAACUUUAGGAUUCUCCUCUUCAGUUUGAAUGCAUUAAGCCAAAUCCUGAUGAAACCAGCAAGUGUUUGAACCCUUUUCUAGUGCCGUCAAGAGUCAGAUUGUGGAUUGAUGUCGUGCAUUUUCACAUUCUCUCAAGCCCGAAGCAGAAUGAUUGCAGGAUUGUUGUGCGGGUCUGGUUUCGCUCUUACACGUAGGUUCUCGGUUAGAAGAUUCUGGUUUAGGAGCAGAGGAGGUUUUGAUAAAACACUAAAUGACUUUGAAGGGGUGGGGCACAAGAUUAAAGGUCAUUGGUGCAGAGACCCUCAGAUUACUUUUCCAGCAUGUUGAAUUCAAUGCAUUGUUGAUUCCAGAGGUCAUAAAUCGUGGUUUGGGAGAGAUGCUCCCGUGAAAAUUGCACUUUGUUUUCUCAGUUCCAGGACUCUGAAUGUUACCUCGUAUUCCGACUGCAGUGGCUGUUUUGUUGAGUGUUUUAUUGUGCUGGGAUGGAGGCUUGCGUUCUAGAAUCUUGAAGGUUGGAGCCUUAUCACGGGUUCCGUUUAUGACAUCACUUCCCCCUCAGAGUUCCGUCCCAUCCUGCCGCGUUGCACUUUACGCAUCGGGCCUUUGGAAAGUCUCGUAAGGCCUCACAAUAAACUCUAUAUGCUAGAUGCUAAAGGUCCUUUUACUUGCCCUUUAAUGCCAAUUAUGUCUGAACUAUAGCUUGGUAAUGUAGUUAAAAGAUUGUAUUAAAAAGGAAGGGUUUUGGGUGAGACUGUAUGUACGUCCUGACCCUGUUGUGACGUCCCUCGCUGACGUUGAAAUGUGAACGUCAGCUUCGUGAAAAUUUCAAUCGUUCCAUUGAUUUCAUUUGGGGUGGGUGGGGUUUAGAUUUCUCUAUAAAUGCUAUGACUGGUUGUAUUUUUACAUUUGUUUGUAAUUUAUUUACAAUUUUUCUAUAUUUUUUCGUGUUUUUUCAAAAGAGUUCUCUAUGGCAUUUAUAAAGCAAAUUAAGAGAUAUAUACCAUGAUGACAUAAAUAUGUAUAUAUUUCUUAUGUUUGAGAUCUUUUGUUUAGUUUCUUACGUGCUGAAGUUAUUUUUUCAGAAAUAACUAUAUGAAUAUAAAUAUAUGCAAGAUGAAAUGACUAAUAAAAUGUUUAACAAAGUGCUGAACGUACUUUCUGUAGAAGUCAUUCAAACAAAGAUGUUUUUUGUUUGUCAUUUUUUCUCCUGGUUAUUGAAGGAUGUUGAAGCUCUUGAAAGGUUUGGUUUUUGUUGCGUUUUAACUUCAUGUAGUAGAUUAAUUGUUCCAUAGCAUGCCUAUAUACUUUAUAAACCCCAUACGUUCAGCUAGUGGUUCCUCCUUUGGACAGUGUAGGUUUUUCUUAUAUAACCAAUAUUAUUGACCCUUAAAUGUACACAAUACAAACCUUUUAUAAUUUUGCCAGUCUAUUCUAAUUGGGAAAACAAUUAUAAUAAAAAUGCAAUUUGAGAAUUUUCCGUGACAGAAAAUGUCAAUAAAAGUUUUCAGGUUUACAAAACAAAUCAAGCUCUUUUUUUAAAAAAUUAAUUAAUUUGAAUUGGCUUGCUACAGAGUUUGUUUUGAAAGAGUUUGUUAAUUUUUUACUUGUUAAAAUAAUCCAAGUUUAAUAUUUGACUAGCUUUCUGAUGAAUAUGCAUCUUUUCUCAGCAAGUCAUUGUUUGGUUUGACAUUAUAAGUACAGAACGAAAACAUUUUAACAUGAUGUUAUUAUGAUGACCUCCUGUUCUCAGGCUGUAUUCCUGACCAGCUGUUAGAACAACUGUCGAUAAAGCUCAGGGUCACCACCUCUAACCCCCAAUCAAGACAAGAACUGUUUACAAGGGGUCGUUGCAAUGUGGUUUUUCAAUACAGUUCAAAACUGUUUUUUUAAUUUUCUUUAUUCAAUUUUAAUUGGAAAUAUAGCCAGUUUAAUUGUCAUCCCCGUUUGCACUUUUUUUUCUUGGCUGUUUAAUUCUGAGUGUUUUCAUUGUUAGUGAUUGAUCAACACGUCUAGAAGUUUGUGUGUGGCAUAUUUUUCACCUUAUGUCUGUCUUUUCGAGGUCUGAAUCUUUAAAGGACAUUGCAAAUGGAAGGUGUUGUUUUCUUCCUCUUCAUUUAAAGCUCUAAAGUGUCUCACAUU